Messenger RNA from Glycine soja, 1744 nucleotides. RefSeq names its product transcription factor HEC3-like. The coding region runs from base 565 to 1365 and encodes 266 amino acids. The record is from RefSeq and is a predicted model, not a curated record. Gene Ontology annotation, biological process: regulation of DNA-templated transcription. Lineage: Eukaryota; Viridiplantae; Streptophyta; Magnoliopsida; Fabales; Fabaceae. The transcript has a single exon. Gene Ontology annotation, molecular function: DNA-binding transcription factor activity; protein dimerization activity.
UAAUACUCGAUACAAGAAUGGUUGAUAUUUCGUAGAACCGCGCAUUGAAUCCCCUUUAAUUUGCUUUACCACCUUUUCUUUUUAUUCAUUCAUGUACAUGCUUUUUGCAGUCACUCCCCUUUCAGUAAAAACCCGUUCACUAAUACUUACUUGCCCUCCCUCUUUCUCUCCCUCGGGCCCCCUCUAGGGUCUAGCCACCUUUACAACCCUCAAUCAAACCAAGUUAAUUCAGAGAGAACGAUAAAAGCUUCAAUCUUGCUAAGGAUAAUUAAACUCUUUCAAUUUGCCCUUCGUCACACCAAUUCUACGUACCACACAGCUGUCAUCCUCUUAUACGUAGUACUACUUAGAUUAUAUAUUUAUAAGUGGUGUGUUUCAUUUCCAGUGAUAUGAUCAUACCCAAAAUUAAACCUUGUUUAUUGUUAUUCCUUGAUGCUAUACCUCUCUCUAAUUGCGUUUCUUUUUCUUUCUUUUCAAGCCAAUUAAUCCUUAAAAAACACCGAUCGAUCUGAAGCAGCUAGCUAGCCCCAUCCCAUCUUAUAUUUCAUAUUUGUCAAUUUGGUCAUGGAGACCAACACUAGUGCAUUCACAAAUGUGAACAGCACUUGGAAUCUUGAAAAGAUGGAAACAAAUGAACAACAAAAUGAUGAACAUAAUAUUAUUCUCCAAGUCCAAGACCCUAUGGGUUCUGGGAUUUGGCCCAGCAACAACUACCACAACCUUCUUCAAAUGCAUCAAACACCCAACACAACAACCUUAUCCAUCAUAGCACCACCACCCUCCUCAUCAGGGUUCCUUGGAGACAUACUGGGUGUUCACAACCUAGAAGAAGAUGAAGAGCCAGAAGAAGAGCUAGGUGCCAUGAAGGAGAUGAUGUACAAGAUCGCUGCUAUGCAACCCGUGGACAUCGACCCCGCCACGAUUCGAAAACCAAAGAGAAGAAAUGUUCGCAUCAGUGAUGACCCUCAGAGUGUGGCUGCACGCCACAGGAGAGAGAGGAUCAGCGAGAAAAUCCGCAUCCUCCAGAGACUCGUUCCCGGGGGAACCAAAAUGGACACCGCUUCAAUGCUUGAUGAAGCCAUUCGCUAUGUUAAGUUCUUGAAGAGACAAAUAAGGUUGCUUCAAUCUAUUCCUCAAUCUUCAAAUCCACCACAAUGCAUUGGUGUUGCUACUACUUCUCAUCAUGCUAGUACCUUGUUGUUAGCCCCUUCCUGUGAUUGGCCUUUUGCACCAAAUGUUCUUCCCAGUUCCACCGCCGCCACCGCCUCAAUGGACAUGUCGGCCGGACUGGGAUUCGACGUCGGCCAUGCUCAUGCUUGUGAUGGCUCCUCCAGCUUUAACCAUCAUGAGGUAAUCAGUGAAUAAUUAGUGGUUAUAGGUUAUAAUUAAUUGUAUUGCUUUGUAUGUGUAUGUAUAUGGAAUUGAGGAGUGCUUGGUUAGUAUUAGUGUAUGUGUAUGUGUAUGUUGAUGACUGUUUUGAGCUUGGGGAAAAUCAAGGAAAAAAGAAUAGAGUAAUAAUUUAGGGGAGGGGAGAAAGGUUUGUUAGGAUAUUGUUGACUAAAGGCUUCUGUAGAAUAAUCAUAACGGUUGGCUUGGUUACGUACACAGCCAUAUAGAAUAAUGUGUAUGCCAGUUUCGGUGUUGGCCGGAAAGUUUGUUUGGUCGAGUCUCUUCCUGGAAUAACUUCCACUGUGACGUUAUAACCUAGUAUUGAAUAAUGAACAAUAUUAUUGAUUUGUGGUCA